Messenger RNA from Botrytis sinoallii, 1414 nucleotides. RefSeq lists its product as uncharacterized. Gene Ontology annotation, molecular function: snoRNA binding; structural constituent of ribosome; rRNA binding. The transcript has 2 exons. The record is from RefSeq and is a predicted model, not a curated record. NCBI's taxonomy places the organism in Eukaryota, Fungi, Ascomycota, Leotiomycetes, Helotiales, Sclerotiniaceae. Gene Ontology annotation, cellular component: small-subunit processome; Mpp10 complex; small ribosomal subunit. The coding region runs from base 60 to 620 and encodes 186 amino acids. Gene Ontology annotation, biological process: rRNA processing.
AGACAUUCGCGCCAGACAUAACAUCUUUCAACUCUUUCAACUGAACUCAAUUUCACAAUAUGGUUCGUAAACUUAAGCAUCAUGAGCAGAAGCUCCUCCGAAAAGUGGACUUCACAACCUACGCAUCGGAUAACAAUCAUCGAGAUGCGGCUGUGAUACGAAGAUAUGCGAUCCAAAAACCUGGGGAUUAUCAAAAAUACAAUAGACUUUGCGGUUCUCUCCGUCAACUCGCCCACAAACUCACACUCUUACCUCCCGAUUCUCAAGUCCGUCUAAAGCAUGAACAGCUCCUCCUCUCUAAACUUCACGAUAUGGGAAUUCUCCCCUCCACCGCUUCCACUUCCAAACUUUCCUCUGUUGAAUCGCACGUUACUGUUUCCGCAUUCUGUCGAAGACGUUUACCGGUUGUAAUGACAAGAUUAAGAAUGGCAGAGACAGUACAGGCUGCGAAUAAGAUUAUCGAGCAAGGACAUGUUAGAGUGGGUACGGAAACUAUCACAGACACGGCAUUUUUAGUUACGAGAAGCAUGGAAGAUUUCGUUACUUGGGUGGAUGGCUCGAAGAUCAAGAGGAAUAUCUUGAAAUACAGAGAGAAAUUGGACGAUUUUGAUUUGUUAUAGAGGAUCCGAGACGGAGGUUGUGCAUGGUUGGAGUUUUGGUCGUGGGAAAAUUUGCUUUGCUUGGAGUUUGGGGGUUGAUGAAUCCAUUUGAGAUGAAUGCCUUGAGAAAAUUCAUGGAUAAAAUAAGAUGUAAAGUAUGAUAAGAGACUAAUGAUUUCGAAGGUCCCAAAUUUCUGGAAAUAGGGUGCGGGUUAGCUUGAUUAUCAAAAUCGUGUCAAGAUAGAUGAAAGCAGGAUCACAAUGGAAAGUCUUGAAAUUAGAGGAUAUGGAGGAUAGAUGGUCUCAUGAUUGGUUUUUCAACUUGAACAGCGAUAUAGGAAAGGCUAUGAAGGAGCAUCUUUCAUGGGAAUCUCAAGCUUAACCAUCUUUCGGCGGGCGAUAACCGAUUUAUCACAACCAUGAUCAAUACUAUCAUGAUUUCUGCAGAUAGUCACGCUCAUUCCUCAGUUAUACACAAUAGUCAACUUAUCAGAUUCUCUGGUCAAAGUUCACCAAAAAGCAGUCUUCUGCUAUCAGAUACAGUUGCAGAAACCUAGGUAGCUCCAUCAUCUGAUAUCAUUUCAAAUUUCUUGUCAAUCAUUUUCACUUGCAUUUGUGAGGGCACUCUUCUAUUCACAUUCUAAUGCCAUAAUGGCAAGUGUCAUCUAUACUAUCAGUACAUUCGAAGCUUUUAGCUUUUCAAGCAAAUCGCUCAAACAACAGCAAGCUUUGAAAAGCACAUCACUUCCCCAUAACAAAGUCAUGAAUAUUUGAAAUUCUUGCGCUUGUUUGCCUUCGUUACACUAGAGCUUGCC